AACUGUCCGAGCAGUGACAGGAUUAAACACACAAUGAGGAACUUUGACUUGAUAACAGCUUUGAUUUUCUGCAGCCUCAGAUGGACCUUUGUCUCUGGCUCUGGGGUUCACAUUGUGACGGCCCAGCCUGAUGAAGACGUCACACUGCAGUGCUCCAACAUUUCCACAAGUCCAACACAUACAGAGUGGUUCAGAGUGGUCAACAUGACUAAAACUAGCUGUAUCUCCUCCCUGUUUGGGUCUCACGGCCAAGCUUCUUUCUGUAACGGAUUUCGAAAUGGAAAAUUCAAUAUGAGUUCCAACAACACCUCUGUGUUUCUUAAAAUCACACAAGUGGAUUUAUCUGAUGUCGGGCUGUAUUUCUGUGGAUUUUAUGUGAAUAAGCAUACGGUCAUUUCCAAUGCAGUCGAGUUAAGAAUUCAAGGCGGUGAAACCAAUGAAGAAGAGGAUUUUAAGACUGAAAAAGAGUCUGAGAGAAUGACAGACCCGAUAAGCACCAUCCUGGGUGGUCUGGCUGGUUUACUCACUAUAGUGGUUAUUAUUCUGGUUCUAAAAAUCUGGAAACUUCAAAAAGUGGCAGAACAAGAACCAAAAAGCAACAAGAAUAUGAGCUCAGACGAUCUGAACUACGCAGCUCUGAACUUCCAGAAAAAAGUCCAAAGAAACCGAAGGCCUGUGACACAGAGAGAGCUGCAGCCACAUGUUGUGUACGCUGCCACCAGAUAGACUCGUGCUUUGUGAUAACCUGCAGAUAAGGUUUUGUUUUGUGGAGGAUAUGGCAAAAAAUAAAACAAAUAAAA
This is a messenger RNA of Oreochromis niloticus (Nile tilapia), 800 nucleotides long. RefSeq lists its product as uncharacterized. The transcript is spliced from 6 exons. Lineage: Eukaryota; Metazoa; Chordata; Actinopteri; Cichliformes; Cichlidae. The record is from RefSeq and is a predicted model, not a curated record. Bases 34 to 726 code for a protein of 230 amino acids. Gene Ontology annotation, biological process: response to bacterium.